Molecule: messenger RNA, 794 nt
Organism: Staurois parvus
Lineage: Eukaryota; Metazoa; Chordata; Amphibia; Anura; Ranidae
Source: the annotation of a GenBank genome assembly
CCCGCAUAGAUCACAUGACCCACACGAAUGAGGAUGGAGGAGGACCGGAAGUUCAGAUCACUGAGAGGAUACUAAACCUCACCCUGGAGAUCAUCUACCUGACUGACUGGAGAGGAUUAUGUUGUAGUGAAGAAGAGUCUAGUGGGGAGCCAAUCUCAGGAGGAUUGAGCAGGACCCAGAGCCCCCACCAUGGUUCCUCCCAUCUCGUUCUCCGAUACCGGAGAGGAACAAAGAGCAGAAGAUCCUGGAACUGACCACCAUGAUGGUCCAUUUGCUGACCAGGAGAGGUUCCUAUAAGGUGUCAGGGUGUCACAGUCCUAUUUCUCCAUGGAGGAGUGGGAGUAUUUAGAAGGACACAAGGACCUCUACAAGGACGUCAUGAUGGACAAUCAGCCCCGCCCCCUCACAUCACCGGAUGGAUCGCUACGUCAUGGGAACCCACCCAACCAGAGAUGUCCCCGUCCUCUGUAUUCCCGGGAUUCCAAACAGGAAGGUCACACCAUCCCUCACCAUCAUCAGAGUGAAAACCUCAGAGAUUAUAAUAUUGUUGUAAAGAACAGACUAAGAAAAGAGGAUGAGGAGUAUGGAGGGAUGAUCCUUUCUAAGGGACCACAUAGACCUCUACAAGGACGUCAUGAUGGACUUCUCAGCCGCCCCUCACAUACCGGUCCAUGGCCGGGAGAUGAGGAAAACCUCCGAGGAUUGUCUCACUUUGUCUCCAGACUGGAAAGUAGAAGAUGAGGACAUCACACAGUAUAGUCCAGGAGAGAAAACCGGCUCCCUCCAAUGUCCAU